Molecule: messenger RNA, 1664 nt
Organism: Rhododendron vialii
Lineage: Eukaryota; Viridiplantae; Streptophyta; Magnoliopsida; Ericales; Ericaceae
Exons: 6
Coding region: 401-1468 (355 amino acids)
Source: RefSeq, a predicted model, not a curated record
CGCCGAGAGAGAGAAAGAGAGCUGAUCUCCAUAAUAAACACACUCCUUAUUACGGUAGGACUAGGCGCUGACCUUUUAGAAUAACGGUGCUAAACACACUCUCUCUCCUCUCUCUCUCUCUCUCUCUCCUCUCGUUCACUUUCCCUACUGGGAGGAACCUUUCCAAUAUAAAAGUACAAAGUACAACUACUACUAGCAAACAGACGCACACAUAAUCUCCUUCUUCAUGUUCCACUGAUCAUCUGAAUUUUCCCACAGGUUUUCGCCUCUGGGUUUCAAAUUUUAAGACUCGUGUCUAUUGGUCCUUAGUUGGGCAGCAAAAAAAAAAAAUACACUUUUGUUUUCUCCUUCCCAAAGAUCUCAAGUGUUUGCAUUUAGUGAGAAUUUUUGGUGUAAAGGUAUGGAUUGGGUUGCAGACCUACGCCAGAAGUUUGAAACUUUAUGCUUGGAGGUGGAUGGUGUCAUCCAAGAGGACACAUUUAAAUAUGUUGAACAGCAGUUGCAGGCUGUGGGUGGCAACAUUGAACACCAGGUGCAUACAAUGGGUGCCAAUAUAAAACAACUCUGUUCAGAGUUUGUGCAUGAUGUGCUUCCUGCAAUUUCGCCAGAUUCCAUUGAAGUUGCAGCUCCAAAAUUAUCUCCUCAACAAAAUAAAAGUAUGGAUCUCGCCUAUUUACUAGAACUUGUGGAAGGGCCGUAUAGUGAUUCACAGUCGAAGCAAAAGACUGAUAUUGACAUGUGUGAAAAUUUGCAUUCGAGUGUCUUGGAAAAUUCCUCAGUGGAGAAACCGUUGCCAACUGAGAUUCCAGAAGAAGAUGCCGCUGCAGAGGAGGAUACAUGUAUAUCUCUUGAAGAAUAUAACCCUUAUGUGAUGGAAGGGGAAACAACUAACCCUGUGAAAAUCGUAGCUGAUACUUCAAACGAAAUGCCAUCAUCUAAUUCAGUUAUUUUAAUUGAAGCCUCACUGUGUGGAGCUUCAGAUAUUGGAUUUACUUCUGGUGCUGCCUCAUCGGCAGUAUCUAACAUAUCUGCGACAAAUUCUUGUUCGGCUGAGUUUGAGUUGUCAAAUGAAGUUUCUGCUGAAUCUGAGGAUUAUGUUGCUGUUGGCUAUCCUGAAGGAUCAGAUUAUGGUAGUGCAGAAACGUUCACGGAUAGUUCUGUUAUUGAACCUGGAAUGGAAGCCGCCCAAUUUCGUAAACUGAAGCUUGAUGAGAGCUGUUUUGUGCGGGAUAUGAAUAAACUUUGUUCCGUUUGUCUUACUGCGGCAAAAAGUCGGACUUCCAAGAACAUAACUCGUGAGGCCUAUACCACGAAAAUGAAACCUACAAAAGAGCAUGAAUGUGGGCAAGCACCCAGGAAUGAUCUUGAUGCGGGUCAAAACCAAUGCAAAGGAGAAUGUUUAGGGCUUGGAAAGAAAGUGGAGUGCGGGAAUCAUGUUUUCUGUGAUUCUGACUGGGAAAUUGUUUAGAUAAUUUAUCUUUCUGCAAAUAAUUAACCAGGCAAUUUCAACUGCGGUUUUCAUAGUUUCUUUAAACAAAAUUGUUGGUAAUCCAAGUCCAAGGUGUUUAAGACUUGAUGAGGAUCCACCCUUUUUUCAACAGAUUUAUAGCCAGUUUUGUAAGUUCGGAGAGCCCUUGUGUUUAAAAUAGCAUUGCAGUCUCAAA